Ilex paraguariensis (yerba mate) is the source of this 432-nucleotide messenger RNA. The record is from the annotation of a GenBank genome assembly. Lineage: Eukaryota; Viridiplantae; Streptophyta; Magnoliopsida; Aquifoliales; Aquifoliaceae.
AUGAUUAACUAUAUUGAUAGCGACAGAGUCAUUGAUGUUUAUAUUGAGCACAUCAAUCCAAAUGUGUUUAUCCACAGUCAAGUUGAUUCAAAUGUAGGUGGUUUGGUGGAUACAAAUCAAGACUCUAAAAGUUCUAAUGAGAGUGGCUCGUACUCAGACGGAGAGUCCUCAAAGUAUGAAUACUUUUAUGAUAGUGAGUAUGACAUGCAUAAUGAUGAAUUGUAUGAUACUUUUGUGGAUCAUGAUGUUGGAUUUGUUGGUGUUAACAAAGGGAAAAGAAUGGAGGAAGACAAAGGAGUUGCCAAAGGGAAAAGAAUGGAGAAAGGAAAAGGAGUUUCCAAAGGGGAAGGAGUUGGUUUUUAUGGUGAUAGUGGCACAAUUUUGCAUGACAAUAAUGAUUUUUAUGGUGAAGAAUAUGUCACAAAUGAGUUG